Molecule: messenger RNA, 3201 nt
Organism: Symbiodinium sp. CCMP2456
Lineage: Eukaryota; Dinophyceae; Suessiales; Symbiodiniaceae
Source: the annotation of a GenBank genome assembly
AUGGCCGUGCGGGUCUCCUCCCCACGCCGGCCGGGUGCGGGUGGCAGCAGCGGCAGCCCCACGCUGUCCAGGGUGCCCUGGCGGCCCGGGCUUAGCUCGGGAACCUCCCCACUGCGGCAGGCGCGUGCCGCAUCGGGCACGCCGGCGACAAGGUCGGCUGCCAGGAGUAUUUCCCCGAAGCUGAGCUGCAACGGCCCAUCUCCAGUGGCUGCGAGCCGCGUCCGAGACACUACGCCGCGGCGACCCCAACGGGACCAGGCGCUCCAGUUUCUGCACGUCGAGCAGAUGCUGCCUCCCAGUGCCGCCCCUGCCGAGUCGGGGCCUCUCUGCGAACUCGAGAAGCCGAAGUGGUCACAAAAUGUUCACGUUCCGCAGCGGCACAGCGAGAGCUUCACGCAGUUGCGCAACUCCCGGCCCAGCUGGUCCCGGGACUUCCGCGAACCGACGCUGCCCACAAAGGUGGGACUGAAUCGAAUCGUGCUGGUAUCCAACCCAGAAAGUUUCGGUAAGGGCCUAGGGGAGCGUCUGAGCUUCUACGCUACUCCACCCCUGAGGCUUAACCUUCCGGACUUCUCUCUUAGGCGGCCAAAGCUGCGCAAGCCAGCGCGGGCGCAGCACAAGAGGUGUGCCAGCAAUCAGCCGUUUUCCAAACGACCCGGCGUUUAUGUUCACGUCGCGGCCUCCCGGAUUCAGCGCGCCUGGCGCAUCUCGCGUUGGCGUCGUGCCUUCACUCUCUAUGCGGAGCACCAGGCUGGUUGGGUGGGAAGCCUAGAUUGGCUACAUCGGAACAACAUGAUCUACGGCACUGAAGUUGCGGAGCAGGAGGACGAGGAAGAGUGGUGCCACGAGAAGUACGUGGCAGCCCCUGACGCAGAGGUGGAUCCAUGGGGAAACAACCAGCUCCGGCAGCACCUGCAAAAGAUGUGGGACCGGGAACCCGACAAGUCGAAAGAAUCGAAGCCGGAGAUGAAGCCGAAAGCCCACAUUGUUGCUGGCGUACACGUCUCGCCAUCAUCGGCGCAAUGCCGGCAGCCGGCACAGCCCUCUCAGCCCUCGGCGCAGAUGAAGCGGCCCCUGGGCUCCAGAAGCCGAAGCCGCGAGGUGCAGGGCCUUUGGAUUCCGUUCAGUGGCGCAGCUGGCGUCGCAGCAGAAGCCAGUUCCGUGCAGGAUUUCCACGGAGGUGCCCAGAAGAGAAGCCCAGCCCGCGGAGGCAAAGCUGAAGACGGUCAGCCCAACUGCCACCGCAGUGCCAGCUGGAGCACAAAGACUGUCCUCUACGUCCGAGCGUUUCGUUGCUGGAAUCCCGGCAUCGCGGCGGCUUUCCUUCACGCAUUCCCCACAGGCGCCUGGGAUUCAUUGGUGAUGGCAGAACCUAACUACCUACUUAUCGCGAGUGCCAAAAACUACCUACUUAUCACAGAGAACACCGCAUUUUAUUGGGAGUUGGGAACUAAGUUGAUGCGAACGAUGCCGCCUUCCAUCGCCACAGCGGCGGCGCUGCUUUCGCCACGCUGUGAGCAACGUGGGGCGGAAGCCUUGCCUGUGGGCAAGGCUCCGGCUCCUUGGUUCGCUGCAGGCAUCUGUGCCUCAGGGGCCCCACCACACUCCCCGAAGAGCCCCAUGCAACUGCCUAAAUCGCCCCCGACGGCCACGGGGCCAGCGCUGCCAGCGGCAGUGAGGACCAUUCACGCCGUGCCAGUGACGCAUGCGCUGGCCUCCCUUCCGCUGCGCCCACGCGCGGUCUCUCCAGCUCCGGUGCAGGAAGCCUCCAUUCUUCCGCAAGCUUCGCUGCAGCGAAUGCUUUCGUGGUGGUCUCACAAAAUUAGGCCGGCGACCGGCGAGCACAACGGGCAUCCGCCCGUGCUUGAAGUCAUAAGUCUGAAGCCAGCUCGACAUGCCUCCCUGGGGCCAUGGUGCGGAUGGACCUUUGCCAUCCUGAAGGGGUGGAUCAAGCUUAGGCUGGUGGGCAAGGAAGCGCCCGACCAGUCGUCGCCCUUUGUCCAGGGUGAUGACCGCAAGUGCUUGGAUGCCGUUUGGGAGGUGGCAGAGGUCGACCUUGUCGACCAGGAAGCCGCGGACAAGACGCGGCGGAAGCGGCACCGCUACGUCUUCACGAAGCUCCGCGCCUUCCAGGUCCCUUACAGGAAGCUCAUCUUUUUCGACCUGGACAUCAUUAUCCGCUCCUCACCGAAAGAGCUGUUCCAGGUCACCGCGCCGGCGGGCAUGUACCAUGGCCACUGGAACCGUGACCAAGCGGCGCACGGGCAGGAGAUCCCAGCCGAGGCGUUUUACAAUGAUGACUACGGCGUCUAUGGCUGCAUAAACGCUGGCCUGAUGCGUCUGGACACCCUGCCCACUGCGGAGCAGCGCAGGCAGUUCACAGACGAGAUGCUGAAGGAGGUCGGCGAGCUCAAGGAGCGUGACCAGUCCUACUUGCCGGAGCAGUACUUCCUGGUCAAGAAGUUGCCGGUGUGGCGACACAUAGAAGUCAAGUGGAACUGCGAGGUGAACCCCUUGCGCCACAUGGACACGCGCGGCAAGGGCCUCGUCACUGCGGACGAAGAGAUGCCCAAAGAUUGGCUGCAGCUGGGAGACAGCGAGGAUGAACUUCGUGAGAAGGUGGCUAUGUUCCACUUCAGCGGCAAGUGGCUCGAGCCGUGGUGGUUCUUGGACAAGCCUCCGCGGGAGGCCUUGGCAUUCGCAAAGAAACAGUUCCAGAACCAAGAUCCGCGUGGCAUGAUAGCUCUGUCAGUGGCGGAGUGGCUCUCUGCAGUGGAGGAGAUGGAGACCAGCGACAUCUUCGGAGAGCAGGCCGACAACCUCCGCUACAACAUCGACUAUCUGCGAUUCAAAGCAGACCAGUGGUGGAAAAACGACUCGGUGACCUGCAGCCGCUGUGGGUGCAAGAACGAGUGGUAUGCGCAGUACAAAGACUACUGCGAGGAGUGCGAAGUGAGGCGGGGGAUGAGCCGGAUCCAGAGCGGGCGAAGUUCUUCUUGCGACUCCCGGCAUUCCACGAGCACUCCGAAGACGAGGUCGCCACUCGUUUUGUGCCACCCAGGCGCCGAUACCUGCCGCUUGCCCGGCGGCCAGCGCAGCAAGCGCAAGAAACGCUCGAAAAGGCAGCCUUCUGCCAAAAUCAAGCGUGGCCAACAUCGCCUGGUGUCACAUUCGAGAAGUCCGCAAGCACUGUCGCAGUGA